AUGGCCCCGACAAAUUAUGCCAAGGACGAGAAAGUCCUGUGCUUCCAUCACGACAUUCUAUAUGAGGCCAAGAUCCUUGAUUUGCGGCACAAGGAUGCCUCGGAUAAGAAAAGCCCGUUCGAGUACCUGGUGCAUUAUAAGGGCUGGAAGAAUACCUGGGAUGAUUGGGUUCUUGAAGAUCGUCUACGCAAAUGGAGCGACGAGAACCGUGAGCUCGCUGCCAAUAUUCGACGUGAGGCUGAAGCUUCCCUUCGCGCAAAGAACGUGAAGCCCGGCACGAAGAAGCGAGCCAUGUCGGAACGCAGCUCAGUGCGUGACAGCGAGGAGCGUGGUAACUCUGUCUCCGCUAGAGGUAACAAGCGUGUACGGGAAAAUGACAUUGAACGAAUCACUCAGGCUCGGACCCGUGCUGAUCACCUCAGCUUGGAGAAUCUUCUGGAGGAGGUGUUCCAAGCCCGCCCUUCAAUUCGCAUUGUCAUGCCCGAUAAUAUCAAGUCCCUGAUUGUCGAUGAUUGGGAGCGCGUUACCAAGAACGGCUCGGUGGUCCAACUGCCCGCCACCAAGACGGUCUACGACAUUCUCCAGGAUUGGCGCGCCGAGGAGCUUCCCAAACGCCACCACGUCGAUGUCAGUGUCAUGGACGAAGUCAUCGCCGGCCUGUCCGAGUACUUUGAGGUCGUCCUCGACAAACUCCUCCUCUACCGGUACGAGCGCCAGCAAUACCGCGUGCUCAAGAAGAAGUAUAUGGGGCAGAAGGACAAGAGCCCCAUCCACGUGUAUGGCGGCGAGCAUUUGAUCCGCCUUUUGAGCCUCCUGCCCGAGCUCCUGGCUCAGACCAACAUGGAGUACAAGAGCACUGGGCGCUCCCAUGAGGAGCUCUCAAAAUUCUCCAUCUGGCUGAGCCGGAACUCGGAGAAGUACUUCACCACCCAGUACAUCUCCGCGACGGAGAUCGAAGAAGAGACCUGA
This is a messenger RNA of Penicillium odoratum, 969 nucleotides long. Its product is annotated as Chromatin modification-related protein eaf3. The coding region runs from base 1 to 969 and encodes 322 amino acids. Gene Ontology annotation, biological process: regulation of DNA-templated transcription; chromatin organization. Gene Ontology annotation, cellular component: Rpd3S complex; nucleus; NuA4 histone acetyltransferase complex. The record is from RefSeq and is a predicted model, not a curated record. The transcript is spliced from 5 exons. Lineage: Eukaryota; Fungi; Ascomycota; Eurotiomycetes; Eurotiales; Aspergillaceae.